AUGAGUUCUGACCGAGAGGAGUAUGACAUGGUCUGUCAGAAAGCUGUGACCCUAAUUGUUGACCUUUGCCUGCACAACAGCUCACUGUUGGAUCAAGACACCUGUCAGGAUUACCUCUUCCUGUUGUCCAGCCACAGCUCUGACCGCAAAGAACUGGGCGCUUCUUUUGGCCUCCUCCUCUGUGUGUUUGUGGUCUGCGGCCUGGCUCUGCUGGGCCUUCUUACACUCAUCUCUUGGAAGCUGUGCUGUGUGCCUUGGCGAACUAAGGCCCGUUUCCCCAGUCCAUCCCUCACCCCGGCCUGUGACCCAGAGGACUGCCGGUUCCAGACGCCUCCCCUUCUGCCCAGCCCCCAGCAGCCACCGAUCACCAUGGCGACAGAGAAGGUGAAGGACCCCAUGGAUUCAAUGGGUUUCCUUGAGGCAGCAGUAAAGAUAAGCCGUACAUCUCCUGACAUACCCACCGAUGUGCAGCUCUCCAUGAGGGAGCACUUCCUCCGCCGCACGCAACGCAUGCAGAGGCAAACCACUGAGCCGGCUUCCUCCACUCGGCACAAUUCAUUCAAAAGACACCUGCCGAGGCAGAUGCAGGUAGGCAGUCUAGACCUGGGAAAUGACUACAUGGUUGACGAUGAAAAGUCAACCAGCAUCGGCCGCAUUCAGCCAGAGCUCUACCAACAGAAGGCCCUGGAAUCAGAGGAUUCAUCCAAGAACGGCAGCAGCAAAAACUGUGGCAAGAUUAACUUCUCUCUCAAGUACGACUACGAAAACGAGGCCCUCAUAGUCAACAUCCUCAGGGCAGCAGACCUACCUGCCAAGGACUUAUGUGGCACCUCUGACCCUUACGUGAAGGUCUACCUGCUGCCCGACCGCAAGAAGUUCCAGACUCGCGUACACCGGAAGACGCUCAACCCCUCAUUCAAUGAGAGCUUCCAGUUUCCUGUGCCUUAUGAAGAGCUGGCGAUCAGGAAACUCCAUAUGAGCGUCUUUGACUUUGACCGGUUUUCAAGGCAUGAUAUGAUCGGUGAGGUGGUGCUGGAAAACUUGUUUGAGACAUCGGACCUCUCCAGGGAGACGAACAUAUGGAGGGAAAUCCAAUAUGCCACCACUGAAAGUGUUGACCUUGGGGAGAUCAUGUUCUCACUAUGCUACCUGCCCACCGCAGGCAGACUCACACUUACUGUCAUCAAGUGCAGGAACCUCAAAGCCAUGGACAUCACUGGAUACUCAGAUCCCUACGUCAAGGUGUCGCUCAUAUGUGACGGGAGACGUUUGAAAAAGAAGAAGACAAGCAUAAAAAAGAACACUCUGAAUCCCACCUACAACGAGGCCAUCAUCUUUGACAUCCCGCCAGACAGUAUGGACCAUGUCAGCCUGCACAUCUCUGUCAUGGACUACGACUUGGUAGGUCAUAAUGAGAUCAUUGGUGUGAUGAGGGUUGGCUGCCAUGCAGAGGGACUUGGCAGGGACCACUGGAACGAAAUGCUGGCCUAUCCACGCAAGCCCAUUGCACACUGGCACCCCCUGCUGGAGUCCAAGAAGUCUGAGAAAGAGUGGAAGGCGAGGACAGCCAGCUUUGACAGCCAAGGCUCCUGCCCUUCACCCAGGCCCCCUGCUAGUCCCUGA
Messenger RNA from Anoplopoma fimbria (sablefish), 1623 nucleotides. RefSeq names its product synaptotagmin VIa (gene syt6a). Gene Ontology annotation, molecular function: calcium-dependent phospholipid binding; clathrin binding; syntaxin binding. Gene Ontology annotation, cellular component: membrane. Lineage: Eukaryota; Metazoa; Chordata; Actinopteri; Perciformes; Anoplopomatidae. Gene Ontology annotation, biological process: cellular response to calcium ion; regulation of calcium ion-dependent exocytosis; calcium-ion regulated exocytosis. The record is from RefSeq and is a predicted model, not a curated record. Bases 1 to 1623 code for a protein of 540 amino acids. The transcript has 7 exons.